Erinaceus europaeus (western European hedgehog) is the source of this 1445-nucleotide messenger RNA. Its product is annotated as zinc finger protein 878-like. Gene Ontology annotation, molecular function: DNA-binding transcription factor activity, RNA polymerase II-specific; RNA polymerase II cis-regulatory region sequence-specific DNA binding. Gene Ontology annotation, cellular component: nucleus. Gene Ontology annotation, biological process: regulation of transcription by RNA polymerase II. The record is from RefSeq and is a predicted model, not a curated record. NCBI's taxonomy places the organism in Eukaryota, Metazoa, Chordata, Mammalia, Eulipotyphla, Erinaceidae. The transcript has 7 exons. Bases 399 to 1445 code for a protein of 348 amino acids.
CCACCAGGCUAGAGAGGCAGCACUGGACUGCAGGGCGGAGACAUCUCUGUUUCCCAGAGUGUCAGCCUCGGUCAGCCACGCGGCCUGCUGGGACUUGUAGUCCGCACAGCUCUUCCCCAGCGGCUGACGGCGAGGAGGCGGACUACAGCUUCCGUCAGGCCAAGCGGCGCCAGCGGGGUCCUGCACUCCCACGGCUUGGCGGCAGGUUCGAGUUCUGAUAGCCUGGAGUCGGACUGUGCAGAGUCGGUUGCAAGGCGGCGUCAGGAUCUUCCAUCUAGGGGCCAUACUGUCCAGUGAAGAGGAGGCUGUGCUGCUAGAUUUCCAACAGAGUCUCUAGCUACUGCUGUGAUUGAUCUUCCAUUUUCUGGCCUGAAAGACAUUCAGGGAGUGAGGAAGAGAUGGCAGUUUCUUGGGGCUCAGUGACCUAUGAAGAUGUAACUGUGAUAUUCACUCAAGAGGAGUGGGCACUAUUGAAUCCUUCAGAGAAGAAACUCUACAGAGAUGUGAUGUGUGAAAACUUCAGAAACUUUCUUUCAAUAGAAAAGAUACAAGAAAAUUCCACCAAAGAGCAGCAUAACUUGCCUGGGAGUAAACAACGGAAUACAACUGUGAAAAUCUCUGAGGGCAAAGAAAGUCAGAAUGGUAGAAAAUCUAAAGAAUAUGAAGUAUACAACAAAUUAUUCACUCAUUCUAAUCAUCUUGACCAACAUGAAAGAACUCACAGUGGACAGAAACCCUAUGAAUGUAAACUAUGUAGGAAAACAUUCAGUCAUUCCAGUAGUCUUAGGAGACAUGAAAGAAUUCACAGUGGAAAGAAACUCUAUGAAUGUAAACUAUGUAGUAAAACAUUUGGUCAUUCCAGUAAUCUUAGGACACAUGAAAGAAUUCACAGUGGAGAGAAACCCUAUGAAUGUAAUCUAUGUGGUAUAACGUUCAGGCAAUCUGGUACUCUUCAGCUACAUAAAAGAAUUCACAGUGGAGAGAAACCCUAUGUAUGUAAAGUAUGUAGUAAAACAUUCAGUCGUUCCAGUAGUCUUAGGAGACAUGAAAGAACUCACCGUGGUGAGAAACCCUAUAAAUGUAAACAGUGUAGUAAAACAUUCAGUCGUUCCAGUCAUCUUCAGACACAUAAAAGAAUUCACAGUGGAGAGAAACCCUAUGAAUGUAAACUAUGUAGUAAAACAUUCAGUCAUUCCAGUAGUCUUCAGAGGCAUGAACGAAUUCACAGUGGAGAAAAACCCUAUGUAUGUAAACUAUGUAGUAAAACAUUCCGAGAUUCCAAUAGCAAGAUGAGAAAACUUCAGAAACUCUUCAUCUUCAUCCUAAGGCCAUCUUCAUUCAUGAGUCCUGAGUAUCUGGGGGAGCCACUAGGAGGAGCUCUUCUCCCUGUUGAUGGCUCAGUUUCACAAGCUGCACAGCCAAAAGCAUCCACAAAAAUCGAGUAA